This is a messenger RNA of Solanum dulcamara, 956 nucleotides long. RefSeq lists its product as uncharacterized. Gene Ontology annotation, biological process: blue light signaling pathway. The transcript has a single exon. The record is from RefSeq and is a predicted model, not a curated record. Lineage: Eukaryota; Viridiplantae; Streptophyta; Magnoliopsida; Solanales; Solanaceae. Bases 261 to 740 code for a protein of 159 amino acids.
AUAGAAAAAAGAACACGUUAUAUAUACUUUAACCACAAGAACUCUACUAACUUUACCUAACACAUACAAGAAAAAAAAUAUAUACUUCAAGAAAAUAACCAAACACUAGAAACCUUAUAAUUUGGAGAACAAUCAAUCGUCAAAUAUUGAAAGUCUUAAACGUGUAUAAAAAUUCACCACAUAUAGGUCAUACAAUUUGAGUUCCCUUUUAUUAUAAAUUCAUUCAAGACUCCCCUCAAUACUAACCCUUUGUUUCCACAAUGAAAGAAAAUCAAGAACUUUCUCAUAAACAAGUUGAAUAUGAAUUUCAAGAUUCUAUCAAGAACGACUUUGGAUUUUUGUCAAUGGUGGAUGAUGGAGAUAAAAUAGGCAAUUUUUUCGACUCCACGACGAUGAAAGUAAAUGAAGAAUUCUCUCAUAAACAAAGUGAAUAUCAAUAUCAACAUUCUAUCAAAAACUUUGUGGAAGAUAGAGAUUUUUUCAUCGAAUCGAAGAAAUUAGGGUUAUCAGGGCGUGAGAAGUUGAAGAGGCAUUGGAGAGAAGUUGGAGGUAGGUUUUUUGUGCCAGAUAGAUGGGAGCAUGAGGGUUCUUUGAGGGAAUGGAUGGAUUGUUCUUCUUUUGAUAAAAUAUUAGCUCCAAAGGGACUAAAAUCGGCUCGUGAAGCCUUGAUGUCUCAAGGAGAAGGAGUACAUUCAGGUUCAACUUCAACUUCAAGAAUGCUCAAGGUCACAAGUAGAUAGUCGGGAGGGGGAGAAGAUUGAUAUUCUUUAGUUAGUAUUACGAUAUACCCAGAAUAAAUGCUUAUCUAGGAACUUUUAGAUCUUAGUUUGAAAAUAUUUUGUUUGGUGAAGUUUGUUGUUUAAAUUUUGGCAAAUUUGUAUCAAUCAUGCCUUAUUUUGCAAUAAAACUACUAAACUAGUGUGCAUUAGACACUCUUUUUGAGACAAAACUUCAAA